AUGGAUCCGCUAAACAUCCGAAAAACUAGUAUUGAACAUUUGGAGUAUAGAUUCGGCUCAUCAAGUUCGAGUCAAACAAGCGGUGAUUUUUGCAGAAUAUGUCACGAGACAGAUGCUAUAAGUCCAUUAUUAACUCCAUGUAUGUGCGCUGGAAGCCUUCGAUAUGUUCAUCAACAAUGUCUCCAGCAAUGGCUUACUGCUAGCGAAAUGAAUUCCUGCGAGCUGUGCAAAUUUCCGUUCAUAAUGCAGUCAAAAAUUAAGCCGUUCAAUGAGUGGCGAAGUUUGGACAUGUCUGGUGUGGAGCGUCGUCGACUUUUUUGUGCUGUACUUUUCCAUUUAGCUGCUGCUUUGUGUGUUAUUUGGAGUUUGUGUGUCUUAAUUGAACGUUCGGCGGAGGAAGUACGAUUGGGAAAGCUAGGAUGGCCUUUUUGGACUAAAUUAGUUGUUGUGACUGUAGGUCUCACCGGAGGAAUUGUCUUCAUGUACAUACAAUGCAAACAGUAUUUAAAUUUAUGCUCAAGAUGGCGUGCCAGAAAUCGAAUAUUAUUAAUUCAAAAUGCUCCCGAGAAGCCCGUUCUACAUCCAUCGCAUUCGCCAGCAACAUUACAAAAUUCUCAUCAAUCCUCUGUUGAGCCAAACGCCUCAUCAAUGCUUCGUCGUAAUAAUAGCUCAAUUAUGGUCAUAACAGCACCAAUAAAUGUAAUUGAAAAUAACGAACAGCAACAUUAUCAGUAUAAUUCAGCUCAUCCCUCACAUCGACAGCAAUCCCAAAUUGUUGCCAAUAUUGAGAAUAAUUCUCUAAGUUAUGAACUCGAUGACGAUAUUAGUUACAGUCAGAUCUCAUUUAAGCACCAUUUACGUCACGAUGAAGGUACAUCGUCUCGUGGAAGUCUACAUAAUGUCUAUGAUAAUACGUCCGUAUCUACAACUAAUACAUCAGCUACAACAAAGAAUUUAACAGGUGAUAAUGAUUCAAAUUUUCAUAGAAUAAUUCCUGGGUUACAAGAAGUAAAGGAACAUGAUGAUGACGAUAGACGAAUGCAAAUUCGAUAUAAUAACAAAAUUGGAACGUCUAUUUUUGUUGAGAAUGAUGAUAUACUUAAUGAUAAGAAUUAUCCAAAAAUAACUCAUCGUCAUUCGACUUUAUUACUACCAACAACAAUUAACUCUGGAGACCAUGAUGAAGACUCAUUUUGUGAUGAGCGACAUCAGAAGAAAAGACGUCGUUAUUCAGACACAAAGCUUUUAAAUAGUUGUGAAUUUGAGAAUGAAUUUUUAAUUGAUAACAAAAAUAAUAAGCAACAUGUAUUUGGAUCUCCAACAGCUACGGCUACAACUAAGACGAAAAGAAUGAAUGAGCCAAAUGAGGCAAACAUGAAUGAUUUGAUAUUCGAGAAAAGUGAUGAUUUUGAUCCUAUGGAAUUAAAUAUACAAAAUAUUUUAGAAAUAGAUUUAAGAUCUAAUAGAAAGGCAUCUGAUGGACAUGCAGCCACAAAUAGCUCUUCUAUAGAUAAUUCACGUUCGCUACCAAAUCUGGAUGGAGUAUAA
Molecule: messenger RNA, 1548 nt
Organism: Chironomus riparius
Lineage: Eukaryota; Metazoa; Arthropoda; Insecta; Diptera; Chironomidae
Source: the annotation of a GenBank genome assembly